Molecule: messenger RNA, 715 nt
Organism: Drosophila novamexicana
Lineage: Eukaryota; Metazoa; Arthropoda; Insecta; Diptera; Drosophilidae
Gene: ben
Product: ubiquitin-conjugating enzyme E2 N
Exons: 2
Coding region: 251-706 (151 amino acids)
Source: RefSeq, a predicted model, not a curated record
AACACAAACAAAACGUGUAUAGAACAUUUUUUUCGACGUUCACAAUUUUGUGCGGAGCUAGGGAGCUGCUGGAGCUGUAAAAAUAAAAGCCAGCGAAAUUCUGUGAAGAAAUUUGUUAUUGCAAAAUACUCAAAUAGUGCGUAUUGUAUUUGCUUAUUUGUGUGCAGCUGAGUUAAACAGCACAGCAACAACAACAACAACAACAACAACAAGCAGAAGAAGCUGAAGAAGAGAUAGCAGCAGCAACAGGAUGUCCGGUCUGCCACGUCGUAUUAUUAAGGAGACGCAGCGCCUGAUGCUGGAACCGGUGCCGGGCAUCAAUGCGAUACCCGAUGAGAAUAACGCACGCUAUUUCCAUGUGAUUGUCACCGGUCCGAAUGAUUCGCCCUUCGAGGGCGGCAUCUUUAAGCUGGAGCUCUUUUUGCCGGAGGACUAUCCAAUGUCGGCGCCUAAGGUGCGUUUCAUCACAAAGAUCUAUCAUCCGAACAUCGAUCGUUUGGGCCGCAUCUGUCUGGACGUUUUGAAAGACAAGUGGAGUCCGGCCCUCCAAAUACGCACCAUUCUGUUGUCCAUUCAGGCCCUGCUCAGCGCACCCAAUCCCGAUGAUCCGCUGGCCAACGAUGUGGCCGAAUUGUGGAAGGUCAAUGAGGCGGAGGCCAUACGCAAUGCCCGCGAAUGGACUCAAAAGUAUGCGGUCGAAGACUGAAGCGCAAUG